AUGAGCGUGUUUCCUGAAGUGGUCGGAAAUGAAUUCCGAAUGAGAAAUCCACCCGCUGCAUCCAGAGAUAUUGUGGCUGCUGACGCGCCUGCCCUUUCCGAGUUGUAUGAAGACCCUGCUAGUAAGAGUGGCGAGAACUUGUUGUUUUACACUCGCUCAACUCCAUCCUUCGCCGGAGUUCGCGAAUUUUGGAACCAACAUAACGAUAAUGUUGAGCUGCUAGCUGUCUUGCGUCCGCGCAGUGAGUCUGCUGUCCAAGCGGCGGUGCGGUUUCUGACGCAGCGCAAUAUUCCCUUGAGCGUUCGGAGUGGCGGCCGUGGCGCGUAUCAUCAAGGCCGAGCAGACGCGGGAGGUGUCGUGAUUGACAUGCGGGCUAUGGAUGGAGUAUCAUAUAAUGCUCCAAUCAGCUCCGAUAUUCCCUAUGCCGUCGCGACAGUAGGCGGAGGCAUCACCGUUGGUCCUCUGGGAAGAAGCCUGCAUUCCAGUAAUUUGAUCACACCCACUGGCUGGUCCUCCGAAAUAGGAUUCGCAGGCUGGUUGUCCGGUGGUGGGUAUGGGUUUUUGAGUACAAGAUGGGGACUCGGAGUCGAUAAUCUUGUGGGAGCAAGGCUGGUAACAUCGAGCGGGGAAAUAAUCGACACAGAAGAUGAGCCAAACACGGAUUUGUUAUGGGCGUUGCGUGGUGCCGGAAAUGGAACUCUUGGGGUUCUGACCGAGCUGCGAGUCAAGGCAUUUUUGGCACCCCGAUUCCUUUGCGGUGUCGUUGCAUUCCCUCUCUCCACUGCGACAGAUGUUAUACACAAUUUUCGUGAGAUCUUGAAAGCCGAAAACUUGCCAGAUGCUGUUGCCGGGGAGUCCAUCGUGAUGUAUCCACCCGGGCUGCAGCCUUUGUUUGCCUUUUUGUUUGUGUGGGCGAUUGAUCAGCUCGGUCCCCCUGAGCAAGCGCAAAAAUGGUUAGAGCUUAUACGAUCCUGUGGAAGUGUGGUGAUGGGUACAGUCACAGAAAUGCCCCUCCAUGAGUUCCAUGAGUGGAUCGCGACAACGGCUCCAGCGGGCAACUGCUACCACAUGCGGACUCGCAAUACACGCAGCGCCUAUCUCAACGAGGCAACAGCUGAGAUCCUCGUCCGAAAUCCACCACCCAAUCACCUCUCGGUUGUGGUCAUACACAACGCGCGUGGAAAGGCGGUCGAUUUCCAUCCUGACGCAAGCUUCCCCGUCCGUGAAGAGCACACUACCUACUGUAUUGUAGGUGCCGCGCCGGCUGAAGCCGACGAAAAGGAAAUGCAGCAGGCAGUUGACUGGGCUGAUCGAGUGUGGAAGGAACUCGAGGAGACGGGGUUGGUAAUGGAUCAGGUAUACGGCAAUUUCGAAAACCCAGCUCAUCUGGAUGUCGGCGAGUGUUACGGAGCUGAGUCUGCAAGUCGACUAAGGGGUAUCAAGAAGCACUUUGAUCCCGGCAAUGUCUUUUACAAGGGCUAUCCGAGUAUCGGAUGA
Messenger RNA from Penicillium brevicompactum, 1497 nucleotides. RefSeq names its product FAD-binding oxidoreductase. The record is from RefSeq and is a predicted model, not a curated record. Gene Ontology annotation, molecular function: oxidoreductase activity; FAD binding. The transcript is spliced from 2 exons. Lineage: Eukaryota; Fungi; Ascomycota; Eurotiomycetes; Eurotiales; Aspergillaceae. The coding region runs from base 1 to 1497 and encodes 498 amino acids.